UAAAUUCACCGCCUGUCAUUUUAAACAACUGCAGCAACUUUAGUCUUGAAAAUGUUUCAGGUAGGCAUAUUGGUAGCUCAACCUCAGUUAUUUAUUUAGUUGUUUUUGUCACAGUUUUCUUCACACUUGAGCAAAAGCAAGUGAAGAUCAGACAAGAGAAGGCUUCCUGUUCUUGGUGGCGUAGCUGAAACUAAACUUCCUGCCACCAAGAGCUAAGGUGAAGGCAGGCUCUCAGUUUGCUAUGUGACAUCACUCCUACUUGCUUCACUUGAAACCAGAAGCAAGGUUUAGGGUUUGGCGAACAAGUCCAGGAAGCUGCGCCUUCUGAUUAGACAGAUAAUGCGAAUGUAGUUAGAAAAAAGGCAGCUAUUAGGGGGAUUAUAUUAGAAAUAGAGGUUAGGUUUGGUGUCCGAUCUAUUCGUGGUCCUUUCUUGGACUCGACCUGACUUGAAUCGUGUGUUCCCACACACGCCCUUACUCCCCGGACAUGGCGGGUCUCUGUGGCCUGAAGAUCUUGCUGGUCUGGAUCCUGAUGGUUGGUCUGGCUCACUGUGACAACGGUUCAACCAUCUUACCUCCACUCACUGGCUCAGGUUCUGCAGAACCUGUUGCCAUCCAACCUGCAAGCACCUCAGCAGUUUUAUCUGCUAGAACCCCAGAAGCUCCUUCUUCUGUCACUCCUACACUCACCUCUCCAUCCACCACCUUAACUUCAACAAUUCAUUCAAACUCUUCAACCAACAUGUCUGCCAUUACCUCACCUGCAAGCAUCUCAAACCAAUCAACCACACCCCAUCAAGCAAACAAUCAAUCAUCUCCUCAGACAGCCACCCUACCUCCAAGCACUGAACAAAACACAACCAUGGCUGCCACCACAGCUGCAGGCAACAAAGAUCCAAAGUGUUCUUACAGCGUUAAAUCGAUCCAGUUUGGUUUCCUGAUAAAGAUGACAGAUUUUACUGAGGGUCUCUACACCAUAGAUGAGGAGGAAGGUCUGUUUGAAAGGAAAGACAAUGUUUCUUUCUCCAAUAAAAACUCAACUCAUGAGAUCAAACCUCUGAAGCCGUGCACUGACUAUAAAGUAAUAGUCACACUUAUUGGUGUCAAUGAUACAAAAAUCUGUAACAAAACUGAAGAUAAAAAUACGACAACAACAAGAACAACUGGAAUGAAUCAAGCAGACAUUGAAAAAGUCUCCUGCCCUGCUGGAUAUCCCAACCACUUCUGUUACCGGAGUGGUUGGGACAUCAGCUCUUUAUCAUCAAAAUACGUCAAGGCUUCACCUCCAGAGUUCAACAAUGGAUCAUAUCAUUUCAAACCUGCUUAUGAGGAUAUCUGCUCAGAUUUUGUUUUAGAGUAUCUUACACAAAACUGCACAGGCAACCAAUCUACCGCCCCUCAAUAUGUUCCUGUUGAUUUCAUUGAUCCAAAGGACAUAAAUCAGACUAAACCCACUAAACUUCCUGCAAAGAUUGAACCAACGUUACCUUCAAGAUGUAAUAAUCUCACUGUUGAGUACAAAUGUUCAGGAAACGACAAUAAAACAGUUGAACCAUCUGAUAUGAAGCCGUUCACUGACUACGUCUGUACUGGAGACAUCAAGAACAACAGUGUCUACAUAAAUAAGACAACUCUACCUGUACACUUUAACAUUUACUGUGGUGGGUUAAAAACUACUGCAUCUCAGUGGAAAGAAGAACAAAUACCUGAUAAACCUGAAGUACUGAAAAUUGAAUAUCCAGAGAACAAUAAGAUCUUAGUUAAAUUUUCAGCUAAGGAUUUUAGAGGACCAGAACCAAAAUACAUUGCAGAACUUGUUGGGGUCCCUGGCAGCGAAAAGACUCAACAAAACCCUGAAUUUGAAUUCGAAGAUCUGAACUACCUAACAUCCUACAGAAUAAAGGUUCAAACUUACAAUGGAAAGCAUAAGAGCGAGUAUGAGGAAAUAGAUGCUACAACUCUCUAUAAUGACAAAGCUCUUAUUGGAUUCCUGGUCUUUCUCAUCAUCAUCACCUCCGUGGCUCUCCUUCUUGUCCUCUAUAAGAUCUACGUUCUUAAACGUAGAAAGUCCCAUGAUCUGACUGAAAGGUUGGAGCUAAUUACCAAAGGUAAUGAUGAAGAAAGUCUGAUGCCUGUGGAGCCGAUUGCAGCGGAGCUGUUGCUGGAAACCUAUAAAAGGAAACUGGCCGAUGAAGGAAGGCUUUUUCUGGGUGAAUUUCAGAGUAUUCCCAGAAUCUUCUCAAGAUACACAGUGAAAGAAGCAAAGAAGGCCUGUAAUACCCCUAAAAACCGCUACGUAGACAUCCUUCCAUAUGAUUACAACCGCGUCCAACUGGCCACAGGAAAUGGAGAAGCAGGAUGUGACUAUAUUAAUGCCAGCUUUAUUGAUGGGUUCAAGGAACCCAAAAAAUAUAUUGCAGCUCAAGGACCGAAAGAUGAAACUGUGAGCGAUUUCUGGAGGAUGGUCUGGGAGCAGCAGUCCUCCAUUAUUGUCAUGGUGACUCGCUGUGAAGAAGGGAGCCGGAUCAAAUGUGCCCAGUACUGGCCUUCGCCUGAUCGAGAGACUGAGAUCUACGAGGAAUUCAUUGUGAAGCUAUCCUCAGAGGACAUCUGCCCAGAUUACACCAUCCGCCAUCUGACCCUGACUAAUAAGAGAGAGAAGAACUCUGAGAGAGAAGUGACUCACAUUCAAUUCAUGAGCUGGCCUGACCACGGCGUCCCAGGAGAGCCACACCUCCUGCUGAAACUGAGGCGGCGUGUCAAUGCUUUCAAGAAUUUCUUCAGCGGCCCCAUCGUUGUUCACUGCAGUGCUGGAGUCGGCAGAACCGGAACUUAUAUCGGCAUCGAUGCCAUGAUGGAGGGUCUGGAGGCGGAGGGCAGAGUGGACAUUUAUGGAUAUGUUGUCAAGCUCCGAAGACAGAGAUGCCUCAUGGUUCAAGUGGAGGCCCAGUACAUCCUGAUCCAUCAGGCCCUGCUGGAGCACAACCAGUUUGGAGAGACAGAGAUCACUCUGUCAGAGCUGCACAGCACACUGAGCACGCUCAAACAGAAAACCUCCGACAGUGAGCCCACCCUAAUGGAAGAAGAGUUUGAGCGACUCCCCUCCUUUAAAAACUGGAGGACCUUUAACACAGGGAUCACAGAAGAAAACAAGAAGAAGAACCGCUCUUCGUCUAUUGUCCCAUAUGAUUUCAACCGAGUGUUAGUGAAGGUGGAGGAAGACGUCAGUCAGGACAGCGAAGCUGAUGAUGAAGAGGAGGAUGAAUCAUCAGAUGAAGACGAUGAAGAUUCCACUAAAUACAUCAAUGCCUCCCACAUUAAUGGCUACUGGGGACCACGUUCGCUAAUCACAGCUCAGGAUCCAUUGCCAGACACCUUUGCUGACUUUUGGUCAAUGGUUUGCCAGAAGAAAUUAUCUACUAUAGUCAUGCUUUCAGAGCACAAAGAGGACGACGAAGCAAUUUACUGGAGUAAAGAAAAGAAGACAUUCGGAGACUAUGAGGUAGAAGUUUCAAAUAUAGAAAUGACUCCGAAUUUCAUCACCCGCAACAUGCUGGUCCGAUAUGUCAAGCGAAAAGAGAGUCGGCUGGUGAAACACUUCCAGUUCCUAAAAUGGGAGGGCACAGAUCUGCCAGAGAAACCUCAGGAACUCAUAGAUAUGAUUAAGGAGGUUAAACGCAGCUGUGUGGGCAGCAAAAAACAGAGGAUGCCGAUCGUCGUCCACUGCAAUGACGGAUCGACCCGUUCAGGAAUUUUCUGUGCCCUGUGGAACCUGCUGGACAGUGCAGAGACUGAGAACCUGGUUGAUGUUUUCCAAGUGGUCAAAACUCUACGCAAGGAGAGGAAGGGGAUGAUCCUCAGCUCGGAGCAGUAUCAGUUCCUCUACAAAGCCCUAGAGGGCGCCUUCCCAGUCCAGAACGGAGAAGUGAAAGCAGUAAAGGCUGCAGCCACCGACAGCGUUCAGAUUGUCAAUGAAACCAAAGAAGCAGCAGCAGAAAAGCAACCAGCUGAGACGGUUGAGGAGCCAGCCAGCACUACCAGCAGCGACCGACAGGCGGAGACAGAGACCACUCCUCUGGUGGCUGACAGCGAGAAACCAAAGGAGGAAGAAGAGCAUGCCAUAGAGAGCAGCUCCCCCACAGACACCAAACCACAGGAGGAAACCAGCAACGGCCCCACUGUCACAGUGGAUGCCUGAGAUGACAGGGCCCUUCAACCCUGAGUCCUUAAUGCUUCAGUUUAUUGAUUUAUAAAAGUUACAUUAUGAAUGUAUAAACAUUGUAAAGAUUUAACUCAGUAUGAGUCUAGGUGGAAACGGAAAAGAAUUUAAAUAAAACAUUAGUGUUAUAACUUCAUAUUUUGGAUUUCUGUAAUUUAUAUACAUUCUGAAUAAAAGAUUAUUUUCCCUUCUGGCAAAUUACUAGAACUGCUGUUGUCAAACUAUAUAACAUAAUUAUAAUUUAAUGUAAAAUUGAAACCAACAGUUGAAGUUUAAAUACACAGUAGAUGAGUCUUAUUGUUUCAUACUCUAAGUUUAAAAAGAGUUAAAUUUAGCAUGUAUUUUUGGUUUCUUGCUAUUGCUGUUCUCACACACUCUGCAGUCUAUAUUCACAUAUUGUGUAUCUGAUAAUAAUUUAGCUGUUAACUUUAACAUUCAUUAUGUACUGCUGUAUUUUUUUUCAUGAAACAAAAUUGAAAUAUAUUGUAUUUAUACAAACCUGCUUAUUGUUAAAGUAAAAAUGAACUCCCAAAAGAUAUUUUUCAUGAAAAUUAAAAAAGACAUGUUUAACUAUUUUGGAUUUCUAUGCUAUACUCAAAAACUGUUUAAUAUGUCCCUGCCAGCAGUAAUAAACAGUAUUGUAUUAAAGUUCUUUCUAUUGUGGUGUACAAAAAGUCUUUUGGGGUAUGAGCAAAUUACACUUCUACACUUAGUUACAUUUAAUCUGCUUAUUUAAUGUUAAGCUGGAUUUAAUUAUUAAGACAAAAUCUGUUAGUUAAGCACAAAUUAAGCAUAUUUCAUUCAAGUAGUGGGGUUGAAUGACCUUUUAAUUGUACAGUAAUGCUAUGAUUAGAUUUAUACCAAAGAUUUUUGCAUUGGAUUGUCCUACAAGACAAAUGAGUUCAUGACAUUUUUUAGUUUGUGC
Molecule: messenger RNA, 5144 nt
Organism: Cyprinodon variegatus (sheepshead minnow)
Lineage: Eukaryota; Metazoa; Chordata; Actinopteri; Cyprinodontiformes; Cyprinodontidae
Gene: ptprc
Product: protein tyrosine phosphatase, receptor type C
Exons: 29
Coding region: 488-4198 (1236 amino acids)
Biological process (GO): positive regulation of peptidyl-tyrosine phosphorylation; negative regulation of protein kinase activity; protein dephosphorylation
Molecular function (GO): protein tyrosine phosphatase activity
Source: RefSeq, a predicted model, not a curated record